AACAUCAGUGAGCUACAUAGAACAAACCUAUUCUGAGGAGCUACUCGCAAGGCCAUUUUGUUAUCUAAAAACAACAUUUUGUGGAUUUUCAGCAAGACUCAACAAUGGGGAGAGCGUCUAUUGUGGUUCUAUGGCUGAUGCUGACUUUGGGAGUAGGCACAGCUCAAAUAGAUAAGGUGGAGCGGGCACUGCCACAGUGGCUGACGGGCAUCAUAGCUGUGACCGGGUUUCUCUUCCUCAUCUUCGUGGCGUUUCUGGUCAACAAGGCCUGGUGUCAAGACUCGAGGCCAGAGACCAAAGAAUGUGAGUGUGGGAAGACCCCUGGCUAUGUCAAGACCAAUGGAGACCACUAUGAUACCAGUCUGGACAUGUUCAGGAGCAGCGAUCACGAGAGUGCAUAUGAGAACAUGGACGUUGAAGGCAUUGAGGACAAAGUCACUACCAUGUGACCGAUGAGGACCAAUACAAGCCACCAAUCUGUGGUUUGUCGUGGACACACACAAACACGUAGUUUCAGAGACAUGCGAAGGCAAUUUACCAAGAGCACUCCAAGCAAGUAUCAAAAAGUUUAAAGAUCAGUAGAUAUCCAUUAAAGUGAAUCUUAGA
Messenger RNA from Coregonus clupeaformis (lake whitefish), 606 nucleotides. RefSeq names its product PDZK1-interacting protein 1-like. NCBI's taxonomy places the organism in Eukaryota, Metazoa, Chordata, Actinopteri, Salmoniformes, Salmonidae. The coding region runs from base 105 to 449 and encodes 114 amino acids. The transcript has 4 exons. The record is from RefSeq and is a predicted model, not a curated record.